This is a messenger RNA of Megachile rotundata (alfalfa leafcutting bee), 552 nucleotides long. RefSeq names its product akirin (gene akirin). Gene Ontology annotation, molecular function: transcription coregulator activity. Gene Ontology annotation, biological process: positive regulation of innate immune response; positive regulation of transcription by RNA polymerase II. The record is from RefSeq and is a predicted model, not a curated record. Gene Ontology annotation, cellular component: chromatin; nucleus. NCBI's taxonomy places the organism in Eukaryota, Metazoa, Arthropoda, Insecta, Hymenoptera, Megachilidae.
AUGGCCUGCGCCACAUUAAAGAGAUCUUUGGAGUUCGACCCGGUGCAUAGUCAUGGUCGUCCUAGUAAACGACGAAGAUGUGUACCAAUGUGUGUCUCUCCCGGUACAUCGACGCAAGCCAAUUCCAGGCCACAAAAUCCAUCGCCUUUUGGCGAAGUAACCCAUAAACUUACCCCUGAAAAAAUGGCUGCCAAUAUAAGAGAGGAAAUUCGGAGACUGCAUCGACGCAAACAAUUGCAUUUUAGUCCUCAAAACAAUAGUGGUGAUUCGUCGGAUAUGGAAGGCCCUGCUAGUCCUUCAAGCCCAUCUGCGUGUGGUUCAAAUUCACAUAGUUAUAAUCCUAGUGGAAAAGAAAAACCCUUAUUCACAUUCAGACAGGUUGGUUUGAUCUGUGAACGAAUGCUUAAGGAACAAGAAACACAGAUCCGAGAAGAAUAUGAUCAGAUUUUAAAUAUGAAGCUCUCUGAACAAUAUGAUGCUUUUGUUAAAUUUACCUAUGAUCAGAUACAAAAAAGAUUUGAAUCUGAAGCUGCGCCAAGUUAUCUAUCCUAA